Molecule: messenger RNA, 891 nt
Organism: Brettanomyces bruxellensis
Lineage: Eukaryota; Fungi; Ascomycota; Pichiomycetes; Pichiales; Pichiaceae
Exons: 1
Coding region: 1-891 (296 amino acids)
Biological process (GO): nucleolar large rRNA transcription by RNA polymerase I; transcription initiation at RNA polymerase I promoter
Cellular component (GO): RNA polymerase I upstream activating factor complex; nucleus
Molecular function (GO): RNA polymerase I cis-regulatory region sequence-specific DNA binding
Source: RefSeq, a predicted model, not a curated record
AUGGUAAAGAAGUCAAAGGAUGGCAAGGAGGAAGUAGCUCCUGGAUAUAGUGCUUUGUUCGAUGUGAAAGACCUUUAUCCUGCAAUCGAUGCAAUUAUUAAAGUAAUGGGAACAGAAACAUUAAGUGUGAAGCGUGUGAGGAAAACAUUGGAAGCGAUGUUUAACAACAAAUUUAAAGAGCAUCGCGAGGAAAUACGUAAGUCAAUUGUUGACAGAUACCUCCAGAUAAGAGCGGAUGAGGCUAAAAAUGAGAAUGCCGGAUUGAGCGAUCAGGAGAAGAUGAAGCAGAAAAUAGAACAGCUCGAACGGGAAAACAGAAUGCUUAGUGCGAAGUUGAAUGCAGGCUUGAGGGCUGUGCAAAUACACAAGGGAAUUACAAAACGAAAGACGUUCCAAACGCUACCUGACAAGAAGCCAAAGAAAAGAAAGAUGAUAAAGGCCUCAAACCUUUCCAAAAAAGAGCCAAUCACACCAGAGCUUGCCCGCUUUUUGGGUACUACCGAACAGGUAUCUCGGGUGGAUGCAAUCAGAAUAAUGUGGAAGUAUAUAAAGGAGAAUAACCUUCAGAAUCCAAAGAAUAGAAAAGAAAUAUUGUGUGAUGAUAGAAUGAAACCAAUAUUUGGUGACAAGAUUGGCAUGUUUGAAACUAGUAAAGUGAUAUCAAAGCAUUUCAUUAGAGGUAAUAGUUUACCUCCAUCGAAAGUCAAAGGCAGUGCAGGCAACAACACUCUGAAUGAUGUGGAAGUCACAAAGGAUAAGAAUAGUUCUUCAGCAAGUGGUGAUUCAAAUGUGCAAAGAAGUUCUAAGAGUAAUAAUGUCAAGAAAAACGGGGCAAAAAAGAAUAGAAGUCAUCUGAAGAAGGAAGUUAUGGAGAAGAUUUCAUCUAGCUGA